CCGUGUGUAGGCGAGUCACGUGUGGAGUCCGUUGAUCCCGUUGCGUGCGUGCAGCAAGAGGAGGAUCGCUUAUUUGUUCAGUUCUUUUUCGGUUUCUGCUUUGUUAUCGGUUUGGCCUUAUUUUUCGUCAAACAGUUUACAGAAGAAUGAGCGACAACGAUGAUAUCGAAGUCGAUAGUGACGCGGACAAACGGGCGCACCACAACGCGCUGGAGCGCAAGCGUAGGGACCACAUCAAAGACAGCUUCCACAGCCUGCGGGACUCCGUGCCGGCCCUGCAAGGGGAAAAGGCAUCCAGAGCUCAGAUCCUAGAUAAAGCAACAGAAUACAUCCAGUACAUGAGGCGGAAAAACCACACACACCAGCAGGACAUCGACGACUUGAAGAGGCAGAACGCUCUCCUGGAGCAGCAGGUCCGUGCUCUGGAGAAGGCCAAGGGGAGCACACAGCUACAGGCCAGUUACUCCGCACCCGACAGCAGCCUGUACACCAACCCCAAGGGCAGCGCCGUGUCAGCCUUUGACGGGGGCUCCGACUCCAGCUCCGAGUCCGAGCCCGAGGAGCCACCCAGCAGGAAGAAGCUACGCGUGGAGCCCAGCUAGUGCACACCUUUGCCCCCUCCUGCCCCAACAGAGACUCUCCGUCCCCUCCCCUGCCCCUAGCUCUCCUGUUUCCCAUUACUGUCUCCUCCCCCCCGCCCCAUUCCCAGCCUCCCGAGCCUUAGCCUGGGAGAGGAAGGGACUCCCACAAGGAAGGUUCAGCAACAAUAGUACGAGAAUUAAACAGCUUGCUUUUUUUUUCCCCCCCUCUUUCCCCAUCCAUUUCUCGGCAACGUCAACCAUCCAAAAGUACGGCAGCUUUGCAGUUGAAGGACUUGAUGCUUUUGUAACUUCAUAGUAAUCGUCAUAAUCAAACUUGGAGGCAUGGACAGUUACAAGUAAAGCAAAAAUCCCCCCC
Molecule: messenger RNA, 957 nt
Organism: Scleropages formosus (Asian bonytongue)
Lineage: Eukaryota; Metazoa; Chordata; Actinopteri; Osteoglossiformes; Osteoglossidae
Gene: max
Product: myc associated factor X
Exons: 4
Coding region: 147-602 (151 amino acids)
Biological process (GO): positive regulation of transcription by RNA polymerase II
Cellular component (GO): RNA polymerase II transcription regulator complex
Molecular function (GO): protein dimerization activity; DNA-binding transcription factor activity
Source: RefSeq, a predicted model, not a curated record